Messenger RNA from Ruditapes philippinarum (Manila clam), 3519 nucleotides. RefSeq names its product polypeptide N-acetylgalactosaminyltransferase 11-like. Gene Ontology annotation, molecular function: Notch binding. NCBI's taxonomy places the organism in Eukaryota, Metazoa, Mollusca, Bivalvia, Venerida, Veneridae. Gene Ontology annotation, biological process: regulation of Notch signaling pathway. The coding region runs from base 350 to 2167 and encodes 605 amino acids. Gene Ontology annotation, cellular component: Golgi apparatus. The transcript has 12 exons. The record is from RefSeq and is a predicted model, not a curated record.
AUUAUUGUUUGCUUGAUAUAAGCGACAAUUUAUCAAAAAUCGGUGAAUUAAAAACUUUGUUGUCAAAUCCUGUUUUUGUCUGUUAAUAUGUUUAAUGUUUCAAGUGUAAAAUCUAAAACUGAUAAUGUUAAACAGUGAUUUUUAUGCGUUUGUUGGUCUGAGCACCGAUAUCCUUUAAUUGUCUUAAGUUUUCGCGACCAAAAAAAUUUGCUAUUUACAUGUAUUUUUUGAAUCUCUGCCACUUAAGUUCUACAACUUUAAAACCAUUUGCUUUAAUUUUUUAAUUUGUGUCUUUGAUGCCACGAUAUGAAUGAUAUUACAAGCUUUGUUUUAGAAAUCUUAGAAACAGAUGACAGAAUCUAAAAAAAAUUCACCAAGUGAAACGAAAAUGAAACGUCAGCGUAUUUUAUGCCUGUUUGGUAUUCCGUGUGUUUUCUUCAUAACUUUGAUUGUGUUAAGUUUUCAUUUGAGAAAUGGAGUGGAUGUUACAAGUAUUAAGAAACAGAGGUUGAUAGCUGCUCAUUCUCACAAGUUUGAAUCUAGAAUUGAAAAGUAUUCUAAAUCUGAUAAACUACUGUCUGAGCAUCCACAGGACCUUAUUUAUAACCCAGAACAUUUAGCUAUGAUGGGACAAAUUAAUGGUAAAGAAGACGAAGAAUUAAAACAGAAUGGUCAAGGACUGUAUGCUUUCAAUGAUUUAAUAAGCAGUCGACUUAGUUUAAACAGAGCUGUACCAGAUACCAGGCAUAAACUUUGUCAGGCAGUGAAGUACCAACCUGAUCUUCCAAGAGCCAGUGUAAUAAUAUGUUUCUACAAUGAAGCCUGGUCUACACUUCUACGUACGGUACACUCGGUUCUAAACAGAACACCGGCACAUCUGUUACAUGAGAUUGUCUUGGUUGACGAUGCUAGUGAACUGCCUCACCUACAAAGCAAGCUAGCAGAGUAUGUGUGGUCAUUACAUCCAAAUAUAACCUUGGUACGGUUACCUGACAGACAAGGUCUUAUACGUGCCAGGCUUUAUGGUGCCCAUGUGGCAACAGGGGAGGUUUUGGUAUUCCUUGACAGUCAUUGUGAGGUAAAUAAACAGUGGUUAGAGCCGUUACUGGCCAAGGUCGCUGAGAGUCGUAGAACGAUAGCUAUACCUGUUAUUGACAUGAUUAACUCCGGCACGUUUGAGUACAAGGCAUCUGCUCUAGUGAAAGGUGGCUUCAACUGGGGCAUGCAUUACACCUGGGAGCAUUUACCGAAAGAUUACUUCAAAGAUGAGGAGAGCUAUAUACAGCCUAUAGAAACACCGACAAUGGCAGGGGGAUUAUUUGCUGUGAACAGACAAUACUUCAGAGAGAAAGGGGAGUAUGACCCUGGACUGGAUACAUGGGGAGGAGAAAAUCUAGAAAUUUCAUUUAGAAUUUGGCAGUGUGGGGGAAGACUAGAGAUCAUACCUUGUUCUCGUGUUGGUCAUAUUUUCCGACAAAGACGUCCAUAUGGUUCACCUGAUGGUGGGGACAGCAUGUUGAAAAACUCUGUUCGGGUAGCGCGUGUAUGGAUGGAUGAAUAUAUAAAAUAUUUCUUUCAAGUUCAGCCUGCAGCAGCCGAGGUUAAUUAUGGUAACAUAACAUCGAGAAUUGCAUUACGAGAAAAAUUAAAAUGCAAUACAUUCAAGUGGUAUCUUAGAAUUAUCUAUCCAGAACAGGUUAUACCAGAUAAACCAAACCAUGGUAAAGUUGGAAAUUUACCUCCAAAAUACAAGGUCAAGUUAAAAAAGAGAGGGCUUAUAAAGAACACAGAGACAGGAUUGUGUAUCUUAUCAGAGGAUGAAGUUCCCCUCAGGAAUUCGUUGCUAACAUUAGGAAGCUGUGAUAGAAAUAAAAAAUACCAGGUAUGGAAUGAAACAGAAGAUCAAGAACUGAUGCUAGUAUAUAACCUCUGUCUGGAUGUACACGAUGAUAGUGGUAAAAAUCUACAUGCUAAACUCGGCAAAUGUGAUGGUAUGAAACGUACCCAAGCAUGGGUAUGGAUUAUAAAGAACUAUAUAUACCAACUGUAUAAUCCAAACAGUGGAAAAUGUCUGGUGCCAGUUAAAAAUGCCAACAAAUAUUAUUUAAAACUAGAAAUUUGUACAUUAAAUAAUAAAUUAUCAGUGUUUACCAUGGAGGAAAGAUAGUGUUCUUUUAAAAGUUGUGUUCAGUCUUCCGUAUCAUUAUAUUACAUUACAUUAUAUUAUGUUACAUUAUAUUACAUUAUAUAUCAUUACAUCAUAGAACAUCAUGUUACAUAACAUUACUUUGUACAGUUCUUAAUCCUUAUUUAUUUAAGUUGUAUAUUUUGUAAAGAUUCGAUUGAUGUUGUUGAAUGAAAUAUCAAACAUUGAGGGAUACAUUUUAUUAUCAAAAUAUUGUGUGUGUAGAUGUUAAUUAGAUACAUUCCAUGAAAGUGGUAAACAUUACAAAUGUUAGAUUUCCUAAAUUUUAGCUAUAUCCUCAGAGGUAAUGUUUGUCUAAUAUCAUAAUGUCUACCAUGCAUCAUGCCUCGUUCUCAGCAAUUUUUUUAACCUAGAAAAGAUAUUUGUUACAAAUAUAACCCAUGAGAAUGUUCCUUGACUGACCAACUUCAAAACUUAUAUAACUGAUUCUAGUGUGAUGCCUAAAUAGGUCAUAGAAAUACAAAAAAAAGUCUUUAAAAACUUCUCAUAAACUGAAUGAACCAGAUUUGAUAUGUAGUAUCAACUUGUAGUCCUCUACAGAAAUUAUUUCAAUUAUGCCCCUUGGACCAAAAUUGGAAAUGCCUUGUGGAUCACUUUAGGACUUAUUUGUAAAACUUUCAAUGCACAGAGCUUAGAUAUUUGGCGUGUAUUCUUAACUAGUGAACCUCCACAAUUUUUAUAUGAAUCACGCUACUUGGGUCAAAAAUUGGCCUAACUUGGGAGGUUUCUUAGUUACCAUAAACUGACACUUGUAUGCAACUAGUAGUUAAUACCAUGAAAAUUGUUUACAUUGUUCAGAAUAGAGAUGUUUCAUUUACAUGUAGCAUCAUCUUGUGAUCCUUUACAAAAGUUGUAUAAAUCAUGCCCCUGGGUUAAAAAUGACACUGUCUAAUAAAGCCAGAUACCUCUUUGUACAUUGAAAAUUAUUAUCAUCUAUUCUCACACUGGAUCUGUGAUUUUCAAGGGAAAUCGUGACCCUCUUGUUUCUUCUUAAACUGUUCUGUGUUUGGUAAGAUUUUUAAGUAUUUGACUAUAUCUGAAUAACUCUGUAAAAAUAUAUGCACUCAUAACAUUGAGUAUUUUUGUUUGUGUUUCCUCUAAAGCCAUGUCCCUUAACAUUAAACUUUUCAGUGAUGCAAGAUUGCUUCCUUUGCUCUUUGUAAGUUAGAAAUUGUCAAUUUCGGUUUUGAAACAAAGUAACAAUGUAAGAGAAGGAUGAAUCUUGCUCUUGUUAUGUGACUACUGAUUUUGUAUACAUACCAUUUUGUAUUAAAUUAUAUGCAAAAUAAAGACGGUUGCCAUAGAAAACUAUU